This is a messenger RNA of Thamnophis sirtalis, 2726 nucleotides long. NCBI's taxonomy places the organism in Eukaryota, Metazoa, Chordata, Lepidosauria, Squamata, Natricidae. The record is from RefSeq and is a predicted model, not a curated record.
GCAUCGAUGGUGGCUGAGUACAGACAUCCAACGAGAGGGGGAGCGACGGAGCCUAAAGGUAUUGAAACAAUAGAGUACUAGAUUUCUAGAGAGGAUGUGAAACAAAGGAGAAUAGAGAAAGUGCCUCUUCCGGCUGACCCGUGGGAGGACGGAGGCUCUUCCCAGGACUUCAUCAGCUGGAAGGUGAGUGGAAGGCAGGUCGGAGGAGAAGCCGGGAGCAAGCAGGCUGCUUGGUUUGUCCACGAUGCAGAAGCAGAGAAGAAUCCAGGCUGAAACAUGUCAGCUGCUGCUGCUGCUGCUGCUGCUGCUGCAUGAUCCUUCCCUCCCCAAAUGUGGUGCUGGUCGCUUUAAAAGUGGUGCCUGCAAACGUUCUGCUGGUUGGGAGAUUUUAAAAAGUCUCCUUCAGUUUAGGAUUGAUUGACGCUUUGUGAUUUUUAUGGACGUGUUAGGUUUUUUUUUAGGAACUCUGGGGUUUCAUUCACAAAAUGGGAUUAUAUCUUGCAGAUGAUUUGUGCACCGUUUUAUCUGUUGGCGCCUCUCCUCCGUUGAAGACCCCGCCCCACCUGUCAAAUAUUAAACCAAAAAGUGUGACUGUAUGCACUCCUGGGAAAUGGAUGUAUCUGAAAUACACCUGGGCUUUUAACAUACUUAAAUUGAUGCCAGGAAGAGAAUUCCGGUCAAGUGAGAAUCACAAUCAGAAUUAAAAAGGAAAGCAAAUCCAGCCAGCAAUGAAAGUAUUUCCCACUUCUUCCCCUUCUUCUGGCAGGUAACAGACAAAAGAGAGAACAGGAAGAGAGUUUUGGGCUGGAAAAAAAUUGAGUAUAUAGAACUCAAGCAAGCACUCCCAAAAAAAGGUAAAGAGGGAUCAUUUCAAAAUUCAGAAAAAGGGGAAAUACUCUAGAAAUCCCUGGAGCGGAAAGAGACACUUGGAUAGGCGUAGAAGACAGACAGUCAUGGAAGCUUCACCCUGUGAAGAAGGAAAGAGUAGCUUGGAUGAAAUAAAACCAUAUCUCUGUCCAGGCUGUGGGAAAACUUUCAUUCGGAAUGCUCACCUGUUGAAACACCUGAUGAUUCAUCACGAAGGAGAAAAACUGUAUAAGUGUCAGUAUUGUGAGAAAAGUUUCAGUCAGAAUUACCAUCUGGUGGUACACCUGAGAACUCACACAGGAGAGAAACCCUAUGAGUGUCGGGAUUGUGGGAAAAGUUUCAGUCAUAAUUCCAGCCUGAUGAUACACCAGAGGACUCACACAGGAGAGAAACCCUAUGAGUGCGAGGACUGUGGGAAAGGUUUCAGUCAUAAUUCCGGCCUGAUGAUACACCAGAGGUCUCACACAGGGGAGAAACCCUAUGAGUGUCCGGAUUGUGGGAAAACUUUCAGUCAGAAUUCCAACCUUGUGAAACACAAGAGGAUUCACACAGGAGAGAAACCAUAUGAGUGUCAGGAUUGUGGGAAAAGUUUCAAUGUUAAUUCCAUCCUUGUGAAACACAAAAGGACUCACACAGGAGAGAAACCAUAUGAGUGUCCGGACUGUGGGAAAGAUUUCACUAAUAAGUCUAGUCUUAUAAAUCAUGUAAGUGUACAUACAGGGGAGAAACCUUUCAAAUGCCCAGAGUGUGGACGGUGCUUCUCGCAAACUUCCUCCCUUAAGGCACACAAGAAAGACUCAAUGGGGGAGAAACCAUAUGAGUGUCCAGAUUGUGGAAAAGGUUUUAGUCGGAAUUGCAACCUGACAAUACACCAGAGGACUCACACGGGAGAGAAACCGUACGAGUGUCCAGACUGUGGCAAAAGUUUCAGUCAGAAUUCCAAUCUAAUUAUACAUCAGAGGAUGCACACAGGAGAAAAACCCUAUGAAUGUCCAGAUUGUGGGAAAGGUUUCAGUCAUAAUUCCAAUCUUGUGAAACACCAGAGGACUCACAGAGGGGAGAAACCGUAUGAGUGUCCAGAUUGUGGGAAAGGUUUCAGUCAUAAUUCUAACCUGAUGAUACACCAGAGGACUCACACAGGAGAGAAACCGUAUAAGUGUCUUGACUGUGGGAAAGGUUUCAGUCAGAAUUCCAAUCUUAUUAAACACCUGAGGACUCAUAAUCGAGAGAAACGGUACGAGUGUCCAGAUUGUGGGGAAUGUUUCUUUCAUAAUUCCAACCUGAUGAUACACCAGGAGGCUCACACAGGAAAGAAACCCUAUGAAUGUCCUGAUUGUGGGAAAAGUUUCAGUAAUAAUUCCAACCUUGUGAAACACCAGAGAACUCAUACUGGGGAGAAACCCUAUGAGUGUCCAGAUUGUGGGAAAAGUUUCAAUCAGAAUGCCAACCUGAUGCUACACCAGAGGACUCACACGGGGGAGAGACCAUAUAAGUGUCUGAACUGUGGAAAAUGUUUCACUUGGUAUUCUGGCCUGGUGAUACACCAGAGGACACACACAGGGGAGAAGCCACACGAGUGUCCUGAUUGUGGGAAAGGUUUCAGUACUAGGACUAACCUUAUAAAUCAUGUAGGUUUACACACAGGUGAGAAACCUUUCAAGUGCUCAGAGUGUGGAAAAUGCUUCUCUCAAACCUCUUCCCUUGUUAAACAUAAAAAAAUCCACAUCACCCAAAAGCCUUACAGAUGCUCAGAGUGCGGGAAGAGUUUCAGUUACUCAUCAAACCUAUCUUCCCAUCGGAAAAUCCACACCGGGGAGAGCCCCUACCGAUGCUCGGAGUGUGGGAAAUGUUUUAUAUAG